Molecule: messenger RNA, 6166 nt
Organism: Opisthorchis viverrini
Lineage: Eukaryota; Metazoa; Platyhelminthes; Trematoda; Opisthorchiida; Opisthorchiidae
Exons: 13
Coding region: 1-3774 (1257 amino acids)
Biological process (GO): actin cytoskeleton organization; actin filament bundle assembly
Cellular component (GO): plasma membrane; cell junction; cell projection
Molecular function (GO): actin lateral binding
Source: RefSeq, a predicted model, not a curated record
AUGGGGGAGGGACUUAGUGCUAGCUUAACACAAUCAUUCCGAGGUGCCUACACCUCCAGACAUUCACUCAGGCAAUCUGGAAAGAAACUGGCAAGAAGAACGCCACUGACAUCGAAGAACGUUUCCGUCAAACUCCAAAAUGACAUGCAGAAAAUUCAAUAUAGAUCGAGUGGAGUCAAAUUUCGCAACCAAGCCUGUAAUGGUCGACACGGUGAAAGGAUCUUUGAUGAGACCUUGUUUGGUUUUGACGCCGAAUUCCUCGUAACACAAUGUCUGGAGAAUGUCGAUACUCAGGACAUCGUCCACGAGAGCUGCAUUGGAACCAGCGCCACUGCCUACUUGGUCGAUAACAAUGGUGUCCGAUUUCGGUUACCAAUGAAAGUUCUUACCAACUUGGCAAAAGAAUCACAAGCACUCAAGCAAGCUCUGGCCAAUCUUGAUGAGAUGUUGACAAAGCGCACUGCUUUGCUAGAAAUGGGCUAUCAGUGUUUCCAUCAACUAUCUGACUUUGUUGAAUUACGGGAAUGGCUUCAGGAGACAGAGAAUACGGUACUACUACAGUCUCGAGCAAGUAGAGAUACAGAAACAGCCAAAGUGGAGUUGAAAAAGCAUGAAAAUAUUGAGUUACGCGUCAACGAUUUGUUGGCCCGUAGCGUAAGAGAUUUCAACAUACAAACAGCAAAAUUAAUCAGCCAGACAAAAGAUGAAAUUCAUGCACUGACCAACCAACUCACAAGUCUGAAAGCUGAAUCGUCGCCCUCUGUGGAAAGUCAGCGAGUUGAAUCCGAGGCUCGCCAACAAAAACGUCAGUUUCGUGCCAGAAUAAAACAUUUGAGCAAGCGAUCAGAAGCGUUGCAGGCUAUUCAAGCCACGGUGGACAGACAAUAUGCGGGCUUAAGGGAUGUUUGUGUCGAGAAACGUCAGCGCUUGGAAGAAAUUUUGGCGUUGAAUGCGUUGUAUGACGAAGUCGCUGACUUGGAGGCCUGGCUCAAUCAAAAGGUUAGCAUCGCAGCUGCCUCGAUUACCGGACGUGACCUGCCAGAAUGCCUCACGAUGUUGGCAAAAUUUGUUAAAUUUACGAACGAAGUGCUUGGUGAAUCGCUGAAAAAUAUGACCACAGAAAGUUUCGGGAUCGAUCUGACCUGCUUCCCUCAGCUGCAGUUGGCGGUUGCACCCCUAUGGGACAAACCUGGAACCGUGACGAGCAUUGCUCGGGUAGAUCGUGUUGUGCGGAUGUGUCGCCGACUGAUUCAAAUGCGACACUCAGACGCUCCACUUAUCGCUUUCUGGCAGGAUCGUCUAACAGAGACACUGUGGGAUUUAAAUGAAUUGACGGUGACACGUCUUCAGCAGCUGGUUGCAGCGGCUCAGCGGUUUGCCUAUUUGAUGCGAUGUAAUGAAACUGAUAAACGGGUCUGCGAGAAAGAGCACCAGCUUCCAGAAUCAAUGGGUCGGGAGCUUGAAGCCCUAUGCCAACAGCUUUCUCGACACGCUGCUUUUGAACAAGAUAUGCAAAUAUUGCAAAUCGAAGUGGACUGGGUGAAACAAACAGCUGACCGAUUACUUCCUCUGUACGCCGGAAAAUGGACCGGGCGACUGACGAACCCACGCGAUAAAUUAUCUAUUCGGUUCGAGGAACUGAAAUGGCGUACGCGUGUCAGGCGUCGGCGAUUGGAAGAGUCCAUCACAUUCCACAAAUGGCUUGCCGGCGUCACAGCACUGCUACGCUGGACUGAUAAAUGUGAGAAACAACUGGACGAGGUGGUGAAUGUGACACGCGAACAAACAGCAUUGUUAUUUUCAACGAAUCAACAAAUGGCCAUCGAAUCCGUAAAAGUACAAAUUCAGUUCACAUUGCAAUGCAGGGAUGAGAUCAACGCUAGAAAAGAAAAACUGGAGGCCUGUCUGGAAAGUGGUCAAGCCCUUUACAAUACAUUUCAUCUGGUAAUCGAACAAGCUCGUGAAGUAGUCAAACCUAUGGUGGACGCGGAUUCUGCCACACCUGAGCCGGUCGGUGAGACCUACGUCACAGAUUUCGGUGAUAAAACACUCGGAACAAUAAGAGAAGAAGACAGUCUUGAACUGCAACAUACUAAGAGUCUCUCUACUGAGAAUCAGAAUGCCGGACCUUCCUUGGGAGCCGAUACUUUGACGACAACUGACCCAGAUGAUUUAUCAGCUUCUGAUGAGACACAUCGUCAACCAAGUGGGGCUUUGCAAGAUGAAUCAAGUGUACAGUCUGUGCGAUCAACAGUGGAGCCUAAAACUAGUGAUGACGACCUAGGGGAAAUAAAGUUUGAACCCAAAGGAAUGCAAACGUGGGCACAGACACGAAAGUCUCACUGUGAAGAAGCAGAGCAAAUCAAACCAGCCCAAGAUAUCUGUGAUCGGAUCCAAUCUAGCAUGCAAGAACUAGCGACCAGCUGGUACAAUGUGCGGAGACGAUGGUUUGAAGUGAGCGAAUUUCUUCAUUUACAACUUAGUGCGGUGCUGUUCAUGCGCGAGGCCCAUGCGGCGGAUCACUGGUUAGAGUUGCACGAACGGGACGUAUGGAUGACGGAUCUUGGAGAUUCAAUCAAAUCUACUUUAAUGUUGAUACGACGCCAAGAUGCCUUGGAACAUAAUCUAGCCCUACAAACGGACCGUUUCGAGCGGUUAAAACAGCCCACGCGGCUCGAACUUGUUCGCCUGUACGGUCAUCCUCUUGAGAACGAAGGUGUAAGAUCAGAAACUACACCGGUUGGUCACGCAAGUAUGGAAGUCACAGAUCAGUGGAAGAUGACUGAGGAACUUUAUUUUCGUGAACUUUGGCAACGGUAUCAACUAGCUGACCCAACACAGAAAGAAAGUGACGGAUCAGGUUCGAGUGGGUCGGGUUCGGAGAUAAUGACGGAUACGGCAAACACCGUACCCAACGGACGUGGUGAACAUAUUUCCAUGGAAACAUUUGGAGACAAUCUGGCUCGAAAGCAUGAGUUGCAGUCACAUGCCGUACGAGCACGUGACCGGAAGUGGUAUGACCUGUACGUUGUUGUGGAGGCGAACGUCCGGCAGCUUCUGGUCUAUCGGCAAAAAUCGUCUUUCAAUCCGAAUGAACCCUGUCUCCGCACUUUCCAUGGUGAGCCUGGUAUCCCGCUUGGUCCCCAACUGCUGCACACUACUCUGGCACAAGACUACACCAAGCGGGCAUACGUGUUUCGCGUUCAGGUAACGAACACCGGGGCCCAGUAUUUGUUUCAAGCUCCGACACCUGAAAUAUUGAAGAAGUGGGUAGACUACCUCAGUCAAGCUGCAGCACACGCCAGUCCUCUUGAUAUUCCAAGAAUAAUUACAUUAUCAAGACCCUCAGAAGAGAUUUCCAUACCCGGGGGACCACUAUCAGAAACGGUUUACGAGAGAGGUGAAGAUGCUAUAUUGAACGAAACUACAGAUCCUUCAUCAUCCAAUAGAUUCCCGCUGAGGUCGAUUACACCCAGAAGACUUCUCCGCUGGAUAAGGCAACGUUCACGGGCGGACUCAAGCGAACUCGUUCGCAGCCGUACGACCCAGGCAAUCCAUACAGAGUUCACUUCAACCUCUUCUAGACCCAGCGUUCCCGUAGAGGUUGGAUCAGGAGAGCAUCAGGUUCUUUCGAAUUCACAAACAUUACCACUGCAUUUCCGAACGUCAGGUGACCUGAGCUGCAGAAUCCAAAGGAGUAGAAACUGGAAAAUGUCGAGGUGGGACAAUGUGGAAGACGAGAACACAUCAUCCUCCGAAUAUGAAGAGUUGUAAUAACAUACUGAAGUGCCAAAUGAAACAUUCAUUUUUUUCAAUCCGUUCACAAUAUGAAUCGGCUAAGUAACGCCCUGAACACAUAAUAGGAUAGAAGAUUGGGAAUUAAAUAAUGGCUUUUCAACCAGUUCCAAUAAAUUUAAUGUGAACUCAACUCUCGACUCUUACUCAUUUUACUGGAGAUCGCCCUUAGAUUUGAAGAUAAACAGCUACGACUAUCUAGGGGAUCCUUUCGCUCAAAGUUAAAACUUCCGGGGCAUUCGAAAAUUACCAAUGAAACAGGUGUCCCAUUACAUCAGAUCCUCAUCUCUGACGGGAACACAACAUACUGGUGCUUACCUGCCAUUUGAACACGAGGGAAAAAACCUCAGUAAGGUAUGCAAAGAACAGGGAAGGAUGGAAACUUGGUGCAAAGAAGCCCUACGUAAUUGAGGAUAACCAUAAAAAAUAAGAUGCCUACGAACUUCAUGUCGGAUCAAGAGAGCGUCCUUUUUUAACCUCACCUGAUUGAGGUUCAGCGCGCAACGACAGGCGAACUUUAGCUAGACAGCCCGGAUAGGAAGUGAUAGCGUGCACGCCACUGGGAUAGGCUGCCGUGUCCUGUAGAGUUUCCAAUGGCUUGAAAGCAACAUAAUUUGAACUCUAGCCAAGAAAAUUCGCAAAAAUUCAGCGGCGCUCAGUUUGACAGUAGACUUUUUCAUUUCGCGUUGCCAUACCGUUGUCUGUUCCUUGCCAACCUUUGGCCAACAAUCGUUGGGAACAGAAGGCGGCAGCAGCAGCAACAAAACAACGCUUUGUUCGGUGGACGGCGACCGGACAUACGUAACAUAUGCACAAGUCACUUGAACAAAGUAAGCUUAAUCUGCUGCUCUAACGACUCAGGUUCACUACCAAGUGCCCGCUUAAGCGACACUUCGUUGCAGCCAUACUACGGCGAUCAGACCUUUGGAGGCGUCAGAUCCUCGAAUCGGAGGGGCCAAAACUUACGACUACAGAAUGAAGCCACCCUUACAGUUGCCUUGUCUACGUCGUUCUUAGGCUUCAGGAAACUCCGCACCGACGUCAUAAAUGACGCGAGUUGGCGAAUGCUGCUCGCAUCUCGAUUAUCCGCUCAUUAACUCGCUGUUAUAAGGACACAAAUAUGCAACUAUGCAACAACAACACAGAAACCAGAAAGCGAGACAACCCAUCGCGCUGUCAAACUUGACUGGGCUUCCCCUAGGUUCAUGAUGCAUUAUUUCAAGUGUGGCACAAACCUACACGCAACUACUGUCAUAUAAUCGACUAGCCACUUGUGCCCACUAGAUCCACAUCAUACCAUAGAGUUCGAGUGAUGCACAUGUCCCCGUGAUCACCCCUAGUAUCGUCCACUCACGCGUUUCGAGGAGUGUAUAGCAUACUCAUUCAGCAUAUCAGUUCUUCCCGACGGUGUAUGGGAAUCGUACACCAGGAUGAGAGAGUCGCACAAAGCUGCAGAUCAUUAAAUGUCCGACAGCUGUUCCUCCUAAUUAAAAUGUGUCUGCCACCCUUCACAUUCCAGCACCGAAAUACCUAGUGCAUUUACGUGUGGUUUUCUGGUGUAGCUUAUCUGUUUAACUGAGCGACAGUUCGAGGUCGACAAAAUCUUAGUUAAGGAGUGUACAGUGAGAUGCCUCAACUUACCGCAUAGUGUUUCGCUUAAAAUGAAAGUAUGUAUCAAAUGUUUCGGUAGUCAGAAUAAUGUGAGGAAUUAGUUAUAGCCUUGAUACUGUGCAUGAAAUUCCUGACAUCCCACCUGCGUGAAUAGGUGGACGCGGAAGCGUAUGUCCUAUUAUCCUGAAAAGCGUUAUUCAGAAGAAUCGCCACGACAGAGGAACUCACAAACGUCAUCCACAUAAUGAUAUAAGUUUACUUCUAGGAUUCCAAAAACUGCCAACGGAUCUGAACAUUGUCAUAACUUGUAUUCGACCAGACAAAUUGAUUGAUAUCGCCACGAAAGCAAUAAGCCAUAAGUGUAAGAAAUAAUUUCAUAUCUCACAGAUGACGUCAAAUAAUAAGUAUACUGGGUUCAAAACAUCACGGCAGUCACCUGAAUUAACGUUACACAUGUCAAACACGAGAGGCGAAGGCUGACCACCGAACACCAGUGUGAAUCGAGGACAUAACUCAAGCUGUUACUUAAAUUUGCCAUGUGGAAUAAACAUAGCAAUGGUAGUUCAUGCUAUCCAGGUAUACGCAGCUGGCUCAAAUGUUCGACUCUUCUUGGCUUGUGAUGCCCGAUUGACAAGUGAAAUGCAAACAAACUAAACCACAGGAACAAGCUGGAUCACAACACCGGCAUCAGGAAGGGCAAAAGCGAUAGACUACUCAGGUUAAACAACGAAACCACCACGGGCAAUAAUCCGCAUUAAGU